Lasiosphaeria miniovina is the source of this 840-nucleotide messenger RNA. RefSeq names its product TIM-barrel-protein domain-containing protein. NCBI's taxonomy places the organism in Eukaryota, Fungi, Ascomycota, Sordariomycetes, Sordariales, Lasiosphaeriaceae. Gene Ontology annotation, molecular function: catalytic activity. The coding region runs from base 1 to 840 and encodes 279 amino acids. The record is from RefSeq and is a predicted model, not a curated record. The transcript is spliced from 2 exons.
AUGACACCCCCCAAGAGCCGGAGCGAGAUCCUCCAGGACCUCCGGCGCCAGAUCGCCAACGCAGUCCCCAUCGUCGGCGCUGGCGCCGGCAUCGGCCUGUCGGCCAAAUCCGUCGAGGCCGGCGGCGGCGACCUGAUCAUCAUCUACAACAGCGGCCGCUUCCGCAUGGCCGGCCGCGGCUCGCUGGCCGGGCUCAUGCCGUACGGGAACGCCAACGACGUCGUCUUGGACAUGGCCAAAGAAGUGCUGCCCGUGGUCCAGCACACGCCGGUGCUCGCCGGCGUGUGCGCGACGGACCCGUUCCGCGACAUGGGCCAGUUCCUGCAGCAGCUGCAGGCGCUGGGCUUCGCGGGCGUGCAGAACUUCCCAACCGUCGGGCUCAUCGACGGCCAGUUCCGCGCCCACCUCGAGGAGACGGGCAUGUCGUACGACGCCGAGGUGGCCAUGGUGCGCGCCGCGCACGGCCUGGGUCUGCUGACGACGCCGUACGUCUUCAGCGCGGCUGACGCCGCCAAGAUGGUUGCUGCCGGUGCCGACGUUGUGGUUGCGCAUAUGGGUCUGACUACGAGCGGCUCCAUCGGCGCGGCGUCGGGAAAGACGCUCGACGAGUGUGUUGAUCUUGUGCAGAUGAUCGCUCAUGCGGCUGCGGCUGUGCGCGAUGAUAUCAUCGUGCUGUGCCACGGCGGGCCCAUCGCCACCCCGGACGACGCUAGAUAUGUGCUGGCCAACACGCGCGGCGUGCACGGCUUCUACGGCGCCAGCUCCAUGGAGCGCUUGCCUGUCGAGCAGGCCAUUGCCGACACUACCAAGAGCUUCAAGGCGAUUCCUAUGGGGAAGUGA